UUUCUCUUCGAACCCCCCCUCGCACAAAACUCAGCGCCGACCGGAGGUGCCACAGGCAGCCUUAAUUAGGGCACGCGGGUCGCCGUUCCUGCAGCGCGCGCCGGGUGCGAUGCACAAGAGGGAACGAGACGCGCGUCAGGCAGGACCAGGACGGGCGAGAAUGUGGGCGGAGAGAGACCGCACCGAGCAGGACGGGCAGCUAAGAAAGACGGGGGGCAAGAGAGGGCAGCACAGCGGCGCUCUGCGAGCCGUGCGGCGCGCUCAUCGAGGAGCACGACGAGGGCAGCUGCCGGCCUCUCGCCGGCACCCCCGCCUGCACCUCCGCCGGCGGAGAGAGCCGCUGCGCCGGCCCCCCCUUCCGCUGUGGCGACCUCUCGUCGGCGCCGCGGGCGCGCGAGAGGCCGCCUCCUGGAGAGCGCCGUCUCUGCUGGCGGAGGGGAUGGUGCCCCCUCCGACGUGGCGAGCUCUCGGCGCCGCGGCCGCGCGAGAGGCUGCCCCUGGAGAGCGCCGUCUCUGCGGAUCGUGCCCCCCCCCCGGGGCGGCGCAGGCGCGCCGGAGUCGCCAGCGAGAUACCUCGAGGCAAGGGGGCGGCGGCGGAGGCGAGCGGCACGGCGGCGCGAGGGGGAAGGUGGUAGGGGGGGGCGCG
Messenger RNA from Prorocentrum cordatum, 646 nucleotides. The record is from the annotation of a GenBank genome assembly. NCBI's taxonomy places the organism in Eukaryota, Dinophyceae, Prorocentrales, Prorocentraceae.